GACCGGAUCGUGUGUCGUGCCGCUAAAUGGUAACUGUUUGUGCCCAAGAGGACUCCACGAGCGGUCGAGAAGACUGACAGUUUCCAGACUUUGAAAUUAAGAAAACACAUUAAACAGCAGACAUGGCGCUCACCGACGCUGACGUACAGAAACAGAUCAAGCACAUGAUGGCCUUCAUUGAGCAAGAGGCCAGAGAAAAGGUUGAGGAGAUUGAUGCUAAGGCGGAGGAAGAGUUCAACAUUGAGAAAGGCCGCCUGGUGCAGACUCAGCGGGUGAAAAUCAUGGAGUAUUAUGAGAAGAAGGAGAAGCAGAUUGAACAACAUAAGAAAAUUCAGAUGUCCAACCUGAUGAACCAAGCCAGACUGAAGGUGCUGAAGGCCCGAGACGACAUGAUCACGGAUUUGUUGAGUGAGGCUCGUCAAAGGCUUGGAGAAAUUGCCAAGGACCCUGCAAGGUACUCCACCCUCUUGGAGGGCCUGGUGCUUCAGGGAUUCUAUCGACUAUUGGAACCUAAAGUUACCAUUCGCUGCCGACAGCAGGAUGUAGAAAUGGUUCAAGCAGCUGUUGACAAGACCAUCCCCAUCUAUAAAGAGGCGGUAAAGAGCAACAUAGUUGUCAAAAUUGAUCAGGAACGUUUUCUUCCAACAGAGAUCUGUGGAGGAGUUGAGGUAUAUAAUGAUAAUGGGAAGAUCAAGGUUUCCAACACUUUGGAGAGCAGGAUAGAACUAAUCGCACAGCAGAUGAUGCCGGAGAUCAGAGUGAGCUUGUUUGGAGCCAACCCCAACCGCAAGUUCAUGGAUUAAUGGUGGACUAACAGACUUUACAAGGUGAUUGCAGACCAUCAUCAUAGUAUGCAAGAGUCUGUAUAAACACACUUGCCAAUCAUCAAGGGUCAAUGACAUCCCUGAUCUGCUAAAGGGGAUUCUACGAACGUUUUCAUAUAUGUUUUUAUUUUUGUACUGAUGGACAAAAUAAUUGCACCAUGUAAAAGUGCCAUUUGUUUGACCCCUUCAGGUGAAGUCUAAAGGACUGCCUUAAAUUGUCAUUUCAGUGCCAAUAUGCCUUCCUCCAUUUGUUUGGGAAAUCUGUUGCUCUAUUUCUUGAUUAUAGUAUUCAAAGCUACAUGUUUAGGUCACCAAAGAUACACACAUUGACCUACGUCGUCUACAUUUUUAGUAGUCUACAGUCUUAAAUGAUGUUCAACAUUUUUUAACAGUUUGACUGUGUGCAUGUGCAGACAGUCGUUGUUGUUGUUCUUUUGCCAAAUUUCUGAAGCACUUUACAUACAACAGCCAAAGAAAUAAAAGCGCGUGACACAGAAAA
Acanthopagrus latus (yellowfin seabream) is the source of this 1323-nucleotide messenger RNA. RefSeq names its product ATPase H+ transporting V1 subunit E1a (gene atp6v1e1a). The record is from RefSeq and is a predicted model, not a curated record. Bases 123 to 803 code for a protein of 226 amino acids. Gene Ontology annotation, molecular function: proton-transporting ATPase activity, rotational mechanism. Lineage: Eukaryota; Metazoa; Chordata; Actinopteri; Spariformes; Sparidae. The transcript is spliced from 9 exons. Gene Ontology annotation, biological process: proton transmembrane transport. Gene Ontology annotation, cellular component: proton-transporting two-sector ATPase complex, catalytic domain.